Molecule: messenger RNA, 813 nt
Organism: Neomonachus schauinslandi (Hawaiian monk seal)
Lineage: Eukaryota; Metazoa; Chordata; Mammalia; Carnivora; Phocidae
Gene: RFPL4B
Product: ret finger protein like 4B
Exons: 1
Coding region: 1-813 (270 amino acids)
Molecular function (GO): protein binding
Source: RefSeq, a predicted model, not a curated record
AUGGCCCAAAGUCUGCGAGAGGAGGUGACCUGUCCAGUUUGUCUGGAAAUUUUCUUCUGUCCCAUUUUACUCUCCUGUGAACACGUUUUCUGUUUUCAUUGCAUGCAAACAUGGCUGCUAGAACACAGGGAUCUGAAAUUGACCUGCCCCAUGUGUCGAGGGGUAGCAGAGAGCCCCCCUUUGGAGGAAUGGCAAAUCGGAGCACUAUCCCUUCUGGUCAGACAGCACAGUGGCCUACUGGUGAAAAGUCUGCACAUGAGCAAAGAAUUGCUGAGGUUCCAGGAGGUUAUGACUCUGGAUGCAAGCACUGCCAACCCCUUCCUUGUCCUCUCUGAUGACCUAAGGAAUGUUUGGUGUGGGAAGAUCUGCCACAACCCAGUGGAAGAUCCCCAGAGAUUCACCUACCUGACCUGUGUCCUGGGCACCCCAUUCUUCUCCUCUGGCUGCCAUUACUGGGAGGUCGAGGUGGGGGAGGGGAAGGAGUGGACUCUAGGGAUCUGCAAGGAGUCAGUCAACAGAAAGAGGAAAGGUGGUUUCUCCGUUGAGCACGGCUUCUGGUUUAUCAGCAUGAAGGCAGGAACAAUCUGCAUCAACUCCAUCCCGGAAACCAGAAUUCCUGCAAGCCCUGAACUUAGCCACGUAGGGAUAUUUUUAGAUGUAGAGAUGGAAGAAAUCAAGUUUUUUGAUGUUAGAGAUAACAUCCUCAUCUAUAUACACAGUCAUCUCUCAUGUUUGGAGCCUUUGCGUCUGUUCUUCUGUCCUGAGUUGCCUGGAGAAGGUGACAGGGGUGCUUCCCUGAAAAUCUGCUCGUGA